Messenger RNA from Pyrenophora tritici-repentis Pt-1C-BFP, 1254 nucleotides. Its product is annotated as putative 6-methylsalicylic acid synthase protein. Gene Ontology annotation, biological process: fatty acid biosynthetic process; secondary metabolite biosynthetic process. Gene Ontology annotation, molecular function: fatty acid synthase activity. NCBI's taxonomy places the organism in Eukaryota, Fungi, Ascomycota, Dothideomycetes, Pleosporales, Pleosporaceae. The record is from RefSeq and is a predicted model, not a curated record.
AUGGACGGAAUGGAUGAACAUGAUCCCGGAGUAUGCAGUGGAAAAGAGCAGCAGCCUAGCUCAGCCAGUUCAGACGAUUUAACGACAGCAGGCCUCUCUUGUGGCACCGCUGAAGGUCUCAUAGACUCUCUCAUGUACCGACUAGCCUGGUUUGCCGCUCCUCUCUCAGAGACGCCGCUACCAAUGAGAAGCGCGGUAGUUAUAUCAGCCGACACUUCAAUUUUGGAAAACUAUGUCAAGGACCUGAAACCCCUGGCUCAUCGAGUUCUUACGAUAUCUACGUCCAAGGAAAUCAAAGACUAUACUGUAGUGAGUACCUUGGCUCAGGACGACGCGGUGGUGAUCUACGCCCCUGCAAAAGCCGAGAAGAACGGGGACGUAGCCAGCAGAAACUUUGCGCGAUACUCUCUAUACGGCUUCGCACGCGCCGCUGCAUCAGAACACUCGGAUACCUGGGGUGGUUUGAUCGACAAUGAAGGAGCAGCUCUUCCUCUAUCUUCCAUCAGAGAUGUGCGCAUGCAAGGCGUAGUUCGCGUACAGAAUGGGGUCCCACAGGUUGCGCGGCUGAGGCAGUUCUCUGCGAGCGAAAAGGCCAAAAAACCCGGGAAAAGUCUUCUACCCCGGCCUGGUGGAACGUACUUAGUCACUGGUAGCUUUGAGAAGCUAGAUCUUGAGGUACUUCAGUUCUUGGUCGAAAGAGGUGCUCAAAGGAUCGUUGUAGUAUCGCGUCACACUCUGCCGCCUCGAAAGGAGUGGCCUUCCGUUUUCGGACCGAUGUCUUCAAUCAUCGAGCGUAUCAAGCUGCUAGAAGAUCGUGGUGCGACAAUACAUGCCCUAGCACUUGACAUUGGCCUUCCGGGAGCAUCAUCUAAAUUGACAAGCGCAAUUGAGCAACUGUCACUCCCUCCAGUGUUAGGGGUUGUUCAUGCUGCCGCCGUACCGGAGCAUGGAUACAUCAAAGACACCACUUCUGACACCUAUGCUACCGUCAUGGCUCCAAAGAUCACAAGGGCUCUGAACCUGCAUGAGACUUUCCCACCAGGGACGCUUGACUUCCUCAUACUCUUCUCAUCGAUCAAUCAGGUCAUUGGAACGCCGGGCCAGUCUGCAAGUGCCGCAUCAAACACCUUUCUCGACGGACUAGCUAUCCAUCGACGGAAACAAUAUUGCAACACUGUCGCUAUACAAUCGACAGCAUGGCGAGCGUCUGUCACGGUUUGGGGUCUCUCCUGCAGUCGCAACUCACAUUUGUAA